This is a messenger RNA of Brenthis ino (lesser marbled fritillary), 276 nucleotides long. The record is from the annotation of a GenBank genome assembly. Lineage: Eukaryota; Metazoa; Arthropoda; Insecta; Lepidoptera; Nymphalidae.
AUGUUCUCCCUACCGAUUCCGGCCACGGCGGCCAAUCUCAUUGAGACUAGCCAACUGCGCAGGAGAUAUUAUAGUGCACAAGUGUACGCGCAGACACAAGUGCACUCUCUAUUCCUGUCACUCUCAUAUUCCGGUGGGACGACUGCUCGACACGACCAGGGAGAGUUAAGGCGCAGGACCGACGGCUUUACGAGCUCUCCGAGGCAUGGGGGUGAAACACCGCCAACUUCCCAACUCCGGGCUGUUACUGAGGCUUACUUAUACAGAAAGACUCAA